ACUUGAAGUAUAAUACAUUAUUGGUAAUUCACAGUUUGUAAAAUAAACGCCCCUGACUGCACUGGGCGAAUAUAAAAGCAUUUGAUUUUGAUAAUUUGAAUAGUCUUUGAAGGCAUCGUCGCAGACGCUACCUGACGUUGCUCUGACGUCACUACGCGGACCGAAACAAACAUGGCGCCGCGAAAGUGAGGGAAAACUCCGACUCUUUGUCCAGCCGAGCAGGAUGCCUCUGAGGAAGCAACGCAAGAGAGAUGGACCCCCUGAAAGCCAGUCGUUGGACCAGAACACAAAGGCGGAUGAAGCUCUCAAUGAAGGCGAGGAACAGGGCGAGUGCUCCGCUUCGCUUCUGCCGGCGUUCUUGUCGGACCGAGAAAAACAGUGGAGAGACAGAAAACACAAAGCCGAAGACAUGACAGAGGAAGAGAUGAUGGCCUUGGCCCUGCAUCUGAGCGCGCAGGAAGCCAGCGUCAGCGCGCACCAAGUGCAGCAGGAAGAAGCGGCCGUCAUGAAAGCGAUCAAAGACAGCAUGUUCGGCCAGACACAAGAACCCUCUCAGAGUCAGAGCCUGCUGACUGAAGCGGACACCUCCUGCUCGCGACGCAGCCGUUCGUACCCGAAGGCCGGGGCCGAAUCGAGCGACGUCUGCACGAGCCUGAGCCGAGAGGGCAAAGGAAAAGGGGAAACUAACCAAGAUCAGAAGUGCAAAACGAAGGAAGCUCCUGUGCCGGACUUGUCGCAGAGCCACGACGUCUGCACUCAGGCGUUGCCCAGUAGCUCCGAGUCAGCGCUUGAAUUUUUGGACUCGCCACAGAGCUGCGAUUCCACGCAGAUCGAUCCGCUCCGUAAAUCCCCCGUCUCCCUCACGAGCGGUCGUAGAGCCACGGUGGCCUUCCCCCGGCUGAGUCAGGACCUGCUGGAGACCUGCAAGACCUCCGGCUUCGUGCUUUGCUCACAGCUCUCGCCCGAGAGCGUCCCUUUUUCGGCACGCCGCAAAAGUCCCGUCUUCUCCGAGUCGGAGACGGGAGACGAUGGCGCUGAGUAUCUAAAAAGCCCCGUGUUUGGGGAUGAAGCUCGACGUGACAGCUCUCGGGAUGUCAAAGCGGGAAGUCCGGACGGACCAAACUUGGACUUCAGAUUCUCUACUCAGGAGAGCUUAAGCCCGUCUGUGAGGCCUUCUUCCUGUCCGCCCAUGAGCCCGGUUUUCCCAAUGAGCCCGGCACCCUCAAAGAACUCGCCCCUCUCAAAAAGUAGUCCCGUCUUCUCGGGGUCAGAUGGGAAGCGCUCCCAAGAUGUCCACUCAACAAACGCGGACCGUCGAUCCGUUCCCGGUUUCGCCGAUGACUCAUCUGAAACGGAGCUGAUCAGCGACGUGACGCUUCGCUGGUCUGACGACGAUGCGGAUGACACGCUGGUGAGCUCACCCAGUCCAGUCUUCCCGGAGGAGAAGGGUUUCCAACAGGCCGAAUCACAGACGGCCCAUUUGAACCCCGUAACGGAAACGGGCCCGGAGACAAGCGCUUCGAGCUGCAACCUGAACACUCAGCAGUGUGUCUCCACCCAGCCAACGGUUCAUUAUUACUGGGGGGUCCCCUUCUGUCCACGCGGACUGGACGCAGACGCCUACACACAGGUGAUCGUGGCCCAGAUGGAGGUGUACGAAAAGAGUCUAAAGGAGGCUCAGAGGUGUCUGUUGAGGAAGGCCGAGUGGGGGGACGCCAUCCUGCCGCAGUCGGAGAAAUCCCCGUUACCGGAGUCUUCCCACACGGAAGGUCCUCGCAGGCGUGGCCUCAGACGGAAAUACAAAAAGCUCUUUAGUCAGGAUGUGGACAACCUUCUGGUGGAGACGGAGGAGGAGGAAGAGGGGGAACAGCAGCAGCAGGAGGAGGAGGAAGUAAGGGAAAAGGAGGAGGAAGAGGAGAAAGAGGGGAUGGAGGAGGAAGGGACUGCAUGGAAAGAGGGAGAGCAGAUGGACACUGACGACUACGUGAUUUGUCCAGAGACCCAAAUGAGUGGGCAAGAUCACACGGAUCUAGCUAAGCCUAACAGCCCGGAGUGUCCGGAAACGGCGCAGAGAGGCGAUGAUUCGGUCGUCGAUGAACUCGAGGAUGAGGAGGCGACGAUGGAGGCCAACGGAGAGACUCAGACAAACCACCUCAUCAGCGGCGACAUUGGAACGAAACCUGCUCCGACGAAUGAGGAAGAAGAAAGAGUGCUUCGAAGGUCCUGUUCGCCCGAGCUGGAUCCCGUCGGCCUGGAAGCCGCCGUGGAGUGUCCCAUGUGCCAGGGAACGUUCCCCAUGGGAAAGAUCGAGAGGCACGCGGCGUACUGCGACGGCAAGGCAGAGCCCGCAGAUGCGGAUGAAUGUUUGCAAGUGCCCUUGAAUCCCAGAAGGAAGAGAAAAAGGUGGGCAGCAGACGAAGAAGGCGAUGCCUCCUCCACUGACAACAUCCAGGAGAAGUGUUACAUCUGCCAGAAGGCUGUGGCCCUGCGAGAGUACGCCACCCACACCGAGCUCUGCAUCCAGCGGCGGGCAACAAAGACGCCCGGGAAGGGAAAUCUGUUGGCAGCUCUGGAGAAUAUAGAAAGCAGGCAUACGGGAGCCGGUCCGUCCAGGUGCAGACUCCAGCAAGGCGAUAUCAUCGAUCUGCGGGAUGACAAUGAGGAAGAGGUGGCGGGCGGUUCCAUGUUGGGAAUCAGCAACUCGCCAAUUAAGUCUUUCAUUCCCAUCUCGGAGGCCACCGACUGUCUCGUCGACUUCAAGCGGCAGCAAAGACUAAAGAAACCGAGCCACAAACGAAGGUGAAGAAAAAAAAAAAAAAAGCCCAGCGAACCUUAACGAAGACGGAGUGGCCGACGUCACCACGCCUUUGGACUGAUGUCUAUUACGAAUAAUUUAUGCAACACACUUGAAUGUUAAGUGCUGAGGAGUCCUUGUUCUGUAUGUUCAUGUUCAUGGCUUUCGGACUCUCAGCCGUACUGUACUGGAACAUUUCCUUUUUUAAUUUAAAUGUGCCUUUGAAUUGACUUAAAUACAACAGCGGAGCUCAGUACAUUUAUUUGUUUCCCCCCGACAUCAACAUUUGAUUUGAGAUUUGAACAAUUUAACUGUGGUUUAAAUAACGUUUAAAGCAGGAGUGGGCAACGUAUCGCGCACACUGCCACACACUAUUUAAUCUGGUCCACUGAGCAUUUACAUUAUCAAGAGUCCUCCUUAUAUUGGUCAAUUAUUAAAAAUUAUAUUUUUUAUUCACUUACCUCAAUAAAUUAUUGAUUUUUGUAAACAUUAGUCAAAUGCUUUUUUAUUUUAUUUUUUUGUAUUGAAUUGGUUAUAUUCAAUUAUAAAUGAGCUGCUAAGAGCUACAAUGGGCAUACUCCAUAAUUUUUUUUUUUUUGGUCCUUUUCCAGGAGAGUUUAUUUAAAGGUUUGUGGUUGUAAUCGACGGCAUUUAUAUCUUAAUGAUGUCUUUUGGAUAUUUGUUUUUUCAGAAAUUGUGGUUUUUCUUGAGAUUUUAGCAUUUUGCCAAAUAUGCUUUUGGACUUAGACUUGAAUAUACAGUGCCAGGAAGAAGUAUUUGCCUCCUCCUCAAAUUAUGUAUUGUAUGUUUCCCCACGUUAACGUAUAAGAUCGUCAGACAAAUAAAUUGUCUCAUAAUAAUUGUAAAUUAUCAGGCAAAGAUAA
Molecule: messenger RNA, 3678 nt
Organism: Phycodurus eques (leafy seadragon)
Lineage: Eukaryota; Metazoa; Chordata; Actinopteri; Syngnathiformes; Syngnathidae
Gene: uimc1
Product: ubiquitin interaction motif containing 1
Exons: 20
Coding region: 224-2803 (859 amino acids)
Biological process (GO): positive regulation of DNA repair; double-strand break repair
Cellular component (GO): BRCA1-A complex
Molecular function (GO): histone binding; K63-linked polyubiquitin modification-dependent protein binding
Source: RefSeq, a predicted model, not a curated record